AUGCCUAAAACCGCUCAGAAAAAAGCAGAGGAUAACAACCUAUGUCCUCUUUGUCAUCAUGGCUUAGAUAAGGAUACGACCAGUAUUCCUGAAUUACCGUUUGAAAUAUGUCUGAAUGCAUUUGUAAAUGGUUCGCUUUAUUAUUGUGAAUUGUGCACCUACUUUAACAAUAUUUUUGAUGAGGCACAGUCAGAUGCCACAACAACAACAACAACAACAGCGACAACGACUAGCUCAGUGAGUAAGGGAGGAAGAGUCCGUGGAAGAGGCAGAGGUCGUGGUAGAGGCCGAGGAAGAGGCGGAAGAGGAGGCAGCAGCACAGCAACUAGCAGAAACGGCAAAUCCAGUCGCUCACCCAUCAUUGAAGUUAUCUCAUUCGACAGUAAAUCAUCCAUACCCCCUACUACACCAACCGCCAUUCCAUCUAAAAAUAUCGACCCUACCACAUCCUCUUCUACAAAUACAGCUGUUCCUGUCAGCAACAGCAUCGUAACAACCUCUCCAGCAACAGUCAAUAACAAUGUAACAAACAAUUUUCAUACUACCAAUUAUAUUGCUCAUAUCAAUGAUACCCUCUUAAAUAACCUGAACAGCACUGAUUCUCUUUCCAUCAUCCCACCCUCUACAUCCGAAGAUACACCAACGACUACUCAUACCACCUCCUCCUCCUCCACCACCACUUCAACUACUACUGAUUCCGCAGCAGAUACAGUAUUGAAUUUUGAUUUUACAACCAAUUUCAAUUCGAUAAUCCAAAAACAACAUGGUGUCGUACCCUUCAAUUUUUUGGAGGAAGAUAACACAACAAAUAUUCUUUUUUCGUAA
Molecule: messenger RNA, 825 nt
Organism: Mycotypha africana
Lineage: Eukaryota; Fungi; Mucoromycota; Mucoromycetes; Mucorales; Mycotyphaceae
Exons: 2
Coding region: 1-825 (274 amino acids)
Source: RefSeq, a predicted model, not a curated record